AUGGCCCCUUCUGCUAUCACCAACUCUCCUCCUCAGCGGGCUGCUCAGCCUUCGACUACUGCCACUGCUUCUGCUCUCUCCCAGGCAGACGGCCUCGCUGUCCAGCCUCCUCCCAACUUCACCGGCUAUGACCACAUAACCUGGUGGGUUGGCAACGCCAAGCAGGCCGCCUCGUAUUACACCAGCCUGUUCGGCUUCAAGACCAUCGCCUACAAGGGCCUCGAGACUGGCAGCCGGUACUUUGCCUCGUACGUCGUCGCCAACAACGAUGUCCGCUUCGUCUUCACCUCGCCCCUGCGAUCCGAAGCCCACUUCCCCGACGAUGAGCCCAUCUCCAAGUCGGACCGGAAGCUCCUCAAGGAGAUGUACGCCCACCUCGAGCGCCACGGCGAUGCUGUGAAGGAUGUUGCCUUUGAGGUCGACAACGUCGAGGGUGUAUACUACAAGGCCGUCGAGGAGGGCGCCAUUGCCGUCCAGGACCCCUUGGUUACCAAGGAUAAGGAGCACGGCUCCGUCUCUACCGCCGUCAUCUGCACAUACGGCGAUACCACUCACACUCUGAUCUCCCGCCAGAACUACACCGGACCCUUCCUCCCCGGUUUCCGCGCAGUCAACAAGAAGACCGCCUCUGUCUCCAUGCCGGACGUCCCCCUGGCUCGCAUCGACCACUGCGUCGGCAACCAGUCCUGGAACGAGAUGGUCUCGGCCUGCGCCUUCUACGAGCAGUGCCUGUCCUUCCACCGCUUCUGGUCCGUGGACGACUCGCAGAUCUGCACUGAGUUCUCGGCCCUGAGCUCCAUCGUCAUGGCUUCUCCCAACAACGUCGUCAAGAUGCCCAUCAACGAGCCUGCCCCCGGCAAGAAGAAGUCCCAGAUCGAGGAGUACGUCAUCUUCAACUCGGGCCCUGGCGUCCAGCACAUCGCCCUCCUCACCCCGGACAUCAUCACCUCCGUGUCUGCCCUCCGCGCCCGAGGCGUCGAGUUCAUCGACGUUCCCUCGACAUACUACACCGCCAUGCGCCAGCGCCUCAAGACCGAGCGCCGCAACUGGGAGCUCAAGGAGGAGUUCGAGACUCUCGAGCGCCUCAACAUCCUCAUCGACUACGACGAGGGCGGCUACCUCCUCCAGCUCUUCACCAAGCCCCUGAUGGACCGCCCCACCGUCUUCAUCGAGAUUAUCCAGCGCAACGACUUUGACGGCUUCGGCGCUGGCAACUUCAAGAGCUUGUUCGAGGCCAUUGAGCGUGAGCAGGCUGAGCGCGGCAACCUGUAG
Molecule: messenger RNA, 1272 nt
Organism: Fusarium keratoplasticum
Lineage: Eukaryota; Fungi; Ascomycota; Sordariomycetes; Hypocreales; Nectriaceae
Product: 4-hydroxyphenylpyruvate dioxygenase
Exons: 1
Coding region: 1-1272 (423 amino acids)
Biological process (GO): L-tyrosine catabolic process
Molecular function (GO): 4-hydroxyphenylpyruvate dioxygenase activity
Source: RefSeq, a predicted model, not a curated record